Chelmon rostratus (copperband butterflyfish) is the source of this 5044-nucleotide messenger RNA. It is a transcript of the gene prkd2, whose product is annotated as protein kinase D2. The transcript has 19 exons. Gene Ontology annotation, biological process: protein phosphorylation. The coding region runs from base 670 to 3483 and encodes 937 amino acids. Lineage: Eukaryota; Metazoa; Chordata; Actinopteri; Chaetodontiformes; Chaetodontidae. Gene Ontology annotation, molecular function: ATP binding; protein serine/threonine kinase activity. The record is from RefSeq and is a predicted model, not a curated record.
UGAACUGGGGCUGAAACUGAAACAGGGCAACACUUGUAAAAGCAUUGCAGAGCAGCCUCUUGCUCUCCUUCAUUCUCACAGUUUCCUGUUUAAGGAGGCCAUUUUGUAACAGAGCCUGGAGAGGAGCACAACAAAGUUUGGCACUGUUUCUCUGUUUUUUCCCUCCCACGGCCAGGAGUUUCACAAUCCGGUUUGGACUUUCUCCCCUGCAGAACAACUUCUUUGGACGGGAGAGGUGAGACAGGGAAGAAGGUGGAGGAGGAGGGUAUUUCCACCCCUCCGCCGCCUCCACCCCACCCUCUCCUCAGUGUGUCUUUCUUUUAUGACUCUCUCUCACACACACACACACAUUGCUUGUCAUGCUUGGACAAUAACAGGAGUCUGCCGACGAAGACAGCGUGAAAGAAGCGGCUGAGAGGAGGAAAAGGACGCUUCCUGGAUAAGGAUUUCUUCCUCGAGCCAGUGGGAGGGGGUGGACACAGGACGCGGAGGAACCCGGGACUCUGUGUUCAGUGUGUGUCCAUGUGUCAGAGUGUGUGUGUGUGCCCUCGCUCCUCCACUCAGCCCGUUUGAAUGACCGGGUUUUCCGAGAUCUCUAGACUGCACCUGGACGCGUGUUUGUGAGCGUGUAUGUUGACGGCCUCAGGCAGCCAGAAGAGAGGACUCUGAAUGGCUAACGCUAGCCCUUGUAUGGCCUCAGGGGCCAUGGCCCAGAUAUUCUUUCCUCCCGGGGGCUCCUCACCACCCGGCUCAGCUGUGAUGCACCAGGGGAACCCCAUAUCCAUGCCCCCUACGCCCGGUCUGGGAGGUUUUCCUGUUAUGGACAUGAUACAAGGGCAGGGACCCGGUGGGGCUGUCAUGCCCUCGCUGCCUCCCACACCAGCUGGGGUGUCCUUCAUCAUCCAGAUUGGCCUGACCCGAGAAUCUGUCCUGAUGCCCCAGACUGCUGACCUGGCAUAUGUGAAACAAAUUGCCUGCUCCAUUGUUGACACCAAGUUCCCGGAGUGCGGCUUCUAUGGCAUUUAUGACAAGAUUUUGCUGUUCAAGCAUGACACGACCACCAACAACAUCCUGCAGCUGGUUAAAGGUGCCAGUGACAUUCAGGAGGGAGAUUUGGUGGAGGUGGUGCUCUCUGCGGCAGCCACGUUUGAAGAUUUCCAGAUCCGGCCCCACGCACUCAAUGUGCACUCAUACCGGGCCCCAGCCUUCUGUGAUCACUGUGGAGAGAUGCUGUUCGGACUGGUCAGACAAGGGCUCAAGUGUGACGGAUGUGGACUAAACUACCACAAGCGCUGUGCAUUCAGCAUCCCAAACAACUGCAGCGGAGCUCGGAAACGGCGUCUGUCCACCACCUCGCUGAGCAGCAGCCAGUCCCUGCGUCUGUCCACCACUGAGUCGGUGUACAGUGUAGGGACGGCCUCCACCUGCACAGAGGAGACCAGCCUCAUCCGCUCACACACACAAAUGCCUCGCACCCCUAGUGAAGCCCGGCGCUUCUACACGGGCCGACCUGUUCAUCUGGACAAGAUGCUGAUGAGCAAGGUGAAGGUGCCCCACACGUUCGCUGUCCACUCGUACACGCGACCGACGGUGUGCCAGUACUGCAAGAGGCUUCUUCGAGGACUGUUCAGGCAGGGCCUUCAGUGCAAAGACUGCAAGUUCAACUGCCAUAAACGCUGUGCGUACAAGGUUCCUAAUGACUGCCUCGGAGAGACCAUUGGAGACAACAGAAGUAACUCUGACAUGUUGAGUCCCAGUGCAGACCCCGAGGUUUCCAUGGACUACAGCACUGAGUACGAUGCCUCGGACAAGUCUUCAAUAGAUGACUCAGACGAGGCCUGCAGCAUCCCUGGGUCCUUUUCUCCUGACAACAACCAGGACGGAACCUGUGGCGACCAGAGUGUUUACAUCCCACUAAUGAGGGUGGUGCAGUCCGUUAGACAAACCACCCGUCGAUCCAGCACGGCUAUCAAGGAAGGAUGGAUGGUUCACUACAGCAACAAGGACACACUGAGAAAAAGGCACUACUGGCGCCUGGACUGCAAGUGCGUCAUCCUUUUCCAGAACAACACCUCCAACAAAUACUACAAGGAGAUCCCUCUGUCUGAGAUCCUGGAGGUGCGUCCUGCUGGAAACUUCACUCUUGUCCCCCCAGGCACAAAUCCUCAUUGCUUCGAGCUCAUCACCGGCACUAUGUGCUACUUUGUUGGGGAGGACCCCAACACCCUCCCCUCUAUGUCCCCCAGCAACCCCCAGACUCUCCCUCCGACCCCUCCCUCCCCCAGCCAAGUAGCUCCCAACAGCGGCAUUGGGCGUGAGGUGGCCAAGGCAUGGGAGAGCGCCAUUCGCCAGGCCCUCAUGCCGGUCAUCUUUCAGGACGCACCGCCAGCUGCAGGGAACACCACUCACACACAAGCCUCGACCAGCAUAUCGGUGUCCAACAGUCAAAUACAGGAGAAUGUGGAUAUUGGUACAGUGUACCAGAUUUUUGCUGAUGAAGUGCUGGGAUCCGGACAGUUUGGAGUAGUGUAUGGAGGAAAACACAGGAAGACAGGGAGGGACGUCGCUGUCAAAGUCAUUGACAAGCUCCGCUUUCCCACCAAGCAGGAGAGCCAGCUAAGGAAUGAGGUGGCCAUUCUGCAGAACUUACGCCACCUGGGCAUUGUGAACCUGGAGUGUAUGUUUGAGACCCCAGAGAAAGUGUUUGUGGUGAUGGAGAAGCUACAUGGUGACAUGCUGGAGAUGAUCCUCUCCAGUGAGAAAGGCAGGCUGCCUGAGAGGCUCACCAAGUUCCUCAUCACACAGAUUCUUGCAGCGCUGAGACAUCUGCACUUCAAAAACAUCGUUCACUGCGAUCUGAAACCUGAGAACGUGCUUCUUGCCUCUGCCGAUCCCUUCCCCCAGGUGAAGUUGUGUGACUUUGGUUUUGCCCGGAUCAUCGGCGAGAAGUCUUUCCGUCGCUCGGUGGUCGGCACCCCCGCCUACCUGGCCCCGGAGGUUCUGCUGAACCAGGGCUACAACCGCUCUCUGGACAUGUGGUCGGUCGGUGUCAUUAUGUACGUCAGCCUGAGUGGGACAUUCCCGUUUAAUGAGGAUGAAGAUAUCAACGACCAGAUCCAGAACGCAGCCUUCAUGUAUCCUCCCAACCCCUGGAAACAGAUCUCCAGUGAUGCAAUCGACUUGAUCAACAACCUGCUGCAAGUUAUGAUGAGGAAACGCUACAGCGUGGACAAGAGUCUCAGCCACAUAUACUUACAGGACUAUCAGACAUGGCUGGACCUGCGGGAGCUGGAGACUAAACUCGGUGGACGUUACAUCACCCACGAUAGCGACGACAGCCGCUGGCAAAUGUUCGCCCGGGAGCAUACUCUGCCUUACCCCGCUCACCUUGUGCCUCCGCCUCCUGCGCCGGCCUCUGACGAUGAGGAGGGUGGGGAGGAUGCAGAUGUGCAAGGCCUCACUGAGAGGGUCAGCAUCCUCUGACCAGAGGGAGAGACAGAGGACUCAAGCUCAGUUAGGAAGGAGGAAAGACGUAGGGAGAGGGAGGGAGGCUGGGAUGGCCGACCUAGAGCAUAAUAGAGACAUAGAGUUGAUGAAAAUCGUAUGGGUCCAAUAAGAAAAAUGUCCAGCUGUUUAGACUUUCACAGCACAUCUGUGUACCAGCACUCAAUUCUACAGCAAUAAAUCAAACUUCUCUCCUCCAGCCUGAGGUCAUUAGUAGCCUUCUAAUUACCUGUGCUGUUAUUGACUGCUUGGCUCUGUUUCACACCCUCUGUGCGGCUGACCUGGGGACAAAACAGACAAAACUGGAGUCAACCUCUAUGUCAGAAUCUGUCACACAAAUGACAACAAGUGCUCAUCCGUUUCCUCUCACUGCAAAAUGCUUCAAAAAUGAGACAGGGCACAUGAUUUCAGCAAAAGCAAGAAGAAUAAGAAUAAGAAUUUGGUAUCUGUGUAUUCACUGAGGUAUUUUUCUAAACAAAUAGGAGUUAACAGCCUCCCAUUAAAAGAAAAGUUACAUUUGUUUUUGGUGUCAUUUAGUUGUACUGACCGGAAUUACAGUCCCUGCGUUCAGUAGAGACCGGUUCAGUCUUUUUUCAGUGAGGGAGCGCUUUAUGGUGACAAAAGACUUCCUCUAUGCUGGUAAUUACUAUUUUGCAGGCAUGGAUUCAAACCCAUCUGUAAUCACAAAUGCAUUCCCAUAAGUGAAUGUCCUGUCUUGAAAACUGGAAGUAUUGAUCUGGUGACAGCAAAUCCUCCAGUAAUUACCACUAGUUUUGAGCCGCAAUAGGCGCUUAGAAAACACGUGUGAUUAAAGAUGUCAUUGCGGGUUUGGAUGAACUUGCAUUGGGCUGCUCGUACCUGCCGUGACCUGACAGUUUUUAAACAGGUGUUUCCACGUGCAGCUGACAUAUUAUACAUUGUUCACAAUGACGGCUGAAAAUAGCUUUGAUUGUGUUGAGUCACCCACCAUCUGAGGUCAAACAGUUGUUGUAUAAUUUAAAUGGCGAAUAACACAUCUUCACGGAUUCAGAUAGUGUCACUGGAGGCAGCAUUUUUAAACCUGGUGGAUGAACACCUUUUUAAGGCAGCACGGCUCUUUGUUUGUUGUUACGACCUCUCCCUAUGAUGUAGGUGCACAGACGGACAGCUUCUGUUACUAAACCUCCCUGAGGCUGUAUGUAUGUAGUUUGAAUACUGACUACCUGUCAUGUCAAUAUGUUGCAUGUUUCUGUGAAGUAGAAUUAUCUAUAGAUACAAUACAAAACAUACUUAUGAUGGUCUAUUAUACACGUGUAACCUGAAGUUUUUGUAGUUGUCAAAUAUACGUAGACUGUGUAUAACAUGUUUGAAGGAUGAUCCUAGCCUUGGAAACAGAUAAUACAAACCUUGAACAAUAUUCUUUCUUGUCUUGGAUGUUUUAUUGGUUGAAUAAUUCAUCAGUACAUAACUGCCAUCUAGAAACUGUAAUCUUCAGCUUUCCAGAGAGGCAACACAAAACUGAGCAGCAAUGGAUGUAUGAUACUAAUUCUGGACUGAAAUA